GGAACAUCUGCCAUUAUCUUCUUGCACAGUACACUAUGGCAUCUCCCAAGAUCACACUUUACUUUGACAUCGUCAGCCCCUUUGCAUACAUUGCCUUUCAUGUGCUGAAGAACUCGCCAACCUUUGCCAAGUGCGAUGUCAGCUACGUGCCUAUUCUAUUGGGUGGCUUGUUCAACCAGUGCAGCAAUACACCACCCAUCAGUAUCAAAAACAAGGACAAAUGGAUAGACGUGGAGCGCAGAAGAUGGGCGAAAUAUUUCUCUGUGCCCAUUUCUGACAACACACCCGAGGGUUUCCCGCCGCGUACUUUGACGGUUCAGCGAGCCCUGUGCGUUGUCUCGCAGAAGGCUCCCGCGAAAUUGUCCUCCGUCAUUGAGGCACUGUACCAUUCGUUCUGGGUCCAGUCAAACUCCAAGAUUGGUGAGCCAGCAGGGUUUACGCCUGUAUUUGAGAGCGUGCUUGGACAGCAGGCUACCAAUGAAAUCUUGUCUGCCAUUACGGAGCCUGAGAUGAAAGCUAUACUGACCUCCAACACCGAUCGAGCUUUCAAGGCAGGUGCCUUUGGAAUUCCGUGGUUUGAAUGCACAAACAGGGAAGGCAAAACCGAAGGCUUCUGGGGCAUCGAUCACUUGGGGCAGGUGGUUGACUUCCUGGGACUGGAUCGCAGCCGUGAUCCGGGCUUCCGGGCAUUGCUGUAACGGUUGCAAAACGAGCAUCCUGAACAAUACGUAGGCAAUAUAUGGGAGACUGCCCAAUAUGCAUCAUCCGGGAUUGGAUGCACUUUUGGCGAGGGACAUACUCAGGGCAUCAUUUGAAUGAUCACUAGAAUUCGAGAAAUCAGAUGCAUAGAAACACCUGUCUUAUGGUAUUGAGUCAUUUCAUUGAAACCCCCUUGUGACAGUGGCGAGUGGAUCAGAGUAUUCGUUGGGUGGGUGAUUGAGAUGUUAUAUCAAAGGAUGGAGGCUAGAUGCAGGGCUUAUGACAAACCCGGUAGAUAUUGGGUGACCCCUCAAUGGGCAGCACCUCGGUAAAUCAAUGUGGUUCUUG
Penicillium brasilianum is the source of this 1047-nucleotide messenger RNA. Lineage: Eukaryota; Fungi; Ascomycota; Eurotiomycetes; Eurotiales; Aspergillaceae. The record is from the annotation of a GenBank genome assembly.